Struthio camelus australis is the source of this 5295-nucleotide messenger RNA. NCBI's taxonomy places the organism in Eukaryota, Metazoa, Chordata, Aves, Struthioniformes, Struthionidae. The record is from RefSeq and is a predicted model, not a curated record.
AAGUUACAAUAGCCCUGAGACUGAAGGACAGCUUUUGAAUUCCUUUGUCCAGUAUUUUGGUGACAACCUUGGGAGCAAGAUUAAAAGAAUGCCUUUAAUAGAAGAAACUGUUCUGCCUGGGGACCCUCUUCUCACUCUACCUGUAGUAGUAAUAGGAAAUGGACCUUCAGGAAUUUGUCUUUCUUACCUGCUGUCUGGAUACAGGCCAUAUUUGUCUCCUGAAGCUAUACAUCCGAACCCCAUUCUGCAUACUAAAUUAGAAGAAGCCCGACAUCUUUCUAUUGUUGAUCAAGAUCUAGAGUACUUGUCGGAAGGCCUUGAAGGAUGCUCUUCAAAUCCAGUUGCAGUGCUUUUUGAUACAUUGCUUCAUCCCGAUGCUGACUUUGGAUAUGACUACCCACCAAUUUUGCACUGGAAGCUAGAACAGCAUCAUUAUAUUCCCCACAUAGUGCUUGGUAAAGGACCGCCUGGUGGGGCUUGGCAUUCUAUGGAAGGCUCUAUGUUAACAAUCAGUUUUGGAGACUGGAUGGAGUUGCCUGGACUUGCGUUUAAAGAGUGGGCAGCAAACGCACGCAGAAACAUAAAGAGUGACCGAGUAAUGCCAGAGGAAAUAGCUUGUUACUAUAAACACUACGUUAAAGUAAUGGGCCUCCAAAAGAAUUUCAGAGAUAAUGUUUACAUAACAUCAGUAUCCAGACUUUAUCGAGGAUCGGAUGAUGAAGAUGAAAGUCAGCUACAUGAAAAUAUUUCAACGCAGCAUUUGCAAAUGGAAAUGGAAGAUGGACAGAAAUCACUAGUUAAGAGAAACUGGGAAGUCAGAGGUUAUCAGAGGGCAACAGAUGGUUCUCAUGUGCCCUUCUGCCUCUUUGCUGAGAACGUGGCUCUUGCAACUGGAACCUUUGAUUCUCCUGGCCGACUACAAGUUGAGGGAGAAGACUUUCCUUUUGUGCUUCAUUCCAUGUCUGACUUUGGGGCUGCUAUAAGCAAAGGCAAAUUACGUGGGAAAGCAGACCCUGUAUUAAUUGUGGGUGCUGGACUUACAGCAGCUGAUGCAGUACUGUGUGCCUACAACAACAACAUCCCAGUAAUCCAUGUGUUUCGUAGAAGAGUUACUGAUACAAGUCUAAUUUUCAAACAGUUACCUAAAACGCUUUAUCCUGAAUACCACAAAGUCUAUCAUAUGAUGUGUACUCAGUCACAUACUGUAGAUUCUAGUCUACGUUCUGCUUACACUAGUUUCCCUGAACACAACGUACUGUCCUUCAAGCCUGAAAUGAAAUGUGUUCUUCAGAGCGCCUCUGGACUGAAGAAAAUUUUGAAGUUUUCUGUAGCCUUAGUUCUGAUAGGUUCUCACCCAAAUCUUUUCUUUCUAAAGGACCAAGGACAUGGCAUAGGGCAUCACUCAAAUCAGCCAAUCACAUGCAAGGGGAAUCCUAUUGAGAUUGAUCCAUAUACUUACGAGUGCACUAAAGAAGCUAACCUCUUUGCUUUAGGUCCUCUGGUUGGAGACAAUUUUGUACGGUUUUUGAAAGGAGGUGCAUUGGGCAUUACACGAUGUUUGGCAAUAAGACAAAAGAAGAAACAUGAACUGAUUGAAAGCAGGGAUGGAGGAGGUGAUGAUGGGGUACCUUAAGUGAGACAUUAGAAACUGUCACAUACGGAAUUACAGAUGUAGUCUAACAGUCCUCACAACAAAAGUCAUUAGCAGUCACAUUUUUGUUAUGUACAAGUAACCUGCACUUGUAUUGCUUGGUAAAGGAUGCUGUUACUACAAUGCUUCACCUUUUCAAAAUACAAAAAUUGGUCUGCUAUUGCAACUGAUCUUUACUCAACUGGAAUGGCUUCCAGAUAAAACAGAAAAUGAGACUAACUUUUAUUGACCUGCCUGUCGUCUCUUGCUCAGCUAAAAGAGCAUACUCCCUCUGGGAAAAACAAUGCCUGCCAGAGUGGCUUUACGUUUUAGUGUCAAACUCCACACAAUUUUCUUAUCUUGAAAUUCAGCUAACUUCUAUCUAACUUCAGAAGGCUCUUUAAGUAUAAAAUGUGUCUUGGUCCCAAAGAAAAUUUAGAGCCUUCUGUCUGAAACAAGGAUUUUAUUUAUUUGCCAUAGUAAUGCAGUAAUACUUUGAGCAGUUAGUCAAUGGUCUUUAGUAUAAGGAGGAUUUCUGUAAGCAGAGGCAUGUUACUCAACAGUUAUAAAUCAUUCUACUUGAUAAUUGGAAUAAAAGAAUGAGCUUUCCCCUUUAAUGCAUGAUUUGACAAUCCACUAAUGGUUUUUUCAAUGGUAUGUCAAGAGUUGGGUAAGUGCAGAGAGACCAUAACAGGAGAUGUGCUCCCCUGCAGUGAUAUGUACAUUCUGAGAAUACUGAUUAACGUAAACAAUAAAGUGCUGAUGUAAGUGCUCUUAUUACAGUGUCAGUAUACUGAAUAUCCAGUGUUCUACGGAAAAAAAUGUUGGAAAGACAAGUACAAAAAAACUUAUAAGCAAUCUUUUCAGCUCAUAAUUUAGGAAGACUGAAGGAGACCACCUGACUGAUAAACGAUAGAUAUUCUCAUCUUCCAUUUGACCAAGCAUUGGUUAUUUCUGCUUUUUUUUCUAGAGCAAGAUAUAACAUUAAAACUAGAUUAGUUUGCAGUUUUUGAGACAUUAUGAAAGAGGAUUGAAUCUUACAACCAGCUUAAGAAAAACAACGUAGUUCCUAUAAAAUCUUUUAUGGCUUGUGAUAACAGAAAAACUUAACUUGUACCUACGUCUGAACUUGAGCUUGAGUUUCACAUUUUUGCUCCGUAAGGUAAGAUCUGGGAUUCAUUUGCUGGGUUUAAGCAUAGUUUAUUUAUCUAAACAUACUGUAGGAUUACUCACUGUAGUGAGGUAAGCAACACCUGAUUAGGAAGCGGUUAGGGUAUCUUUUAGAACUCUCAGUGGAUAAGUGCUUGGUUUUGAUUGAUUCACUACCGAACACUUUAAUUUAGUGUGAAGGAAUAGAUGUUAUCCAAUUAAAUUCUGUGUUUGGUUUUUUUUUGUUGUUGUUGUUGUUGCUGGAGAAUGUCAUGUUAGAUUAAGGUAUUGUAUUUGCAUGAUUAAAAUCUCCGUAUUAGACCUUGAGCAGAUUAUAAAAAGGAAAUUAGGCUUAGGCUUAGACUUUGUGAAACUGCUAGUGCAUGCUGGUAUCCCAGCUGUCUAACGUUCGUAAUUUGUAGAGAUACCUUUAUGCUGUACCUGUCUCUUUCUGUGCCAACUGCAGGUUUUUAAGCAUCUCAGUAUGUUACUUAGACUUUGGACGUACAAGUUAGAGGUGGAAAGCUAAAGGGUUAAAAUGACAUCAUUUGCAGUGGAAGUCCAAAGCUUUCAUUUCUUUCUCAUGUAUGAAUGGAUAAAAUUACUUAUAAUUAGUUUAGAGCCAACUUAAUUGCACAAAUAUAAAUGGCAAUUUUUAUAUUAUGCAUUGCCUACGUGGUUUGAAUUGAACCAUGCAUUGUCAAUAAGAAAGAUGUUAACUUUUUAUAGUUAGUGGUAUUUGAGGUGAUCUUAAUUAGGCUGAGCUCUAGACUUACACCAUCUCAGCUCAGUUACGAAGUAAAUAAUUUGCCUUUUUUAGCUGAAACAGUGUGUAUAUAUAAAUCUAACUUCAACCUGUGAUGCAUAAUAAUUUUAAUUGAGAAUUAGUGUCACAUAUGAUCAUAAAACUUCAUUGCAAUUACUGUAUUGGGAAUACGUCUGCACUGAGAUUAAACUCCUUCAUUUUUGUGUCAAUAUAAAUGUCUGAACACAACAUGCCAUUCCAGUUUUAUAGUAUUUUUGUGUGUCACAUCAAACUUCUAAAAAGCCAACAAAACAAAGGAAAACAAAGGAAAAAAUUUGCUAAAACCCUCCCCCCCCCCCCCCACAAAAAGCAGAGCUCAAAACAACCAAACCUCCAUCCUUAGCUGCUGCAACUACUUACACACCAUAUAGUCACUGUGAUGACAAAUUUGUAGCAGAGGGGGGUUGUUUUGGGUUUUUUUUUUUCCUAUUCAUUAUAGUGGUUCUUUUACUGCAGCAUUACUGCACCUUGAGUUUUAACUGAUUUUUUUUUUCCUUCUACCAUUCUUGCCAGCAUGUUUGUAAGACAAAAUUCUGAUAUGAGACGAGUUAGUUAGACAGAGCCAUGUUCCCAGUUAAGCUGCCAAUAUAAAAAUAAUUUUUUAAAGUGAAGUUAUACUGAAAAAUUGUCCUUUUUCUUCUAGGAGUUGCUAGCUCUAAAGUUGCAGCUGGAUUUUCUGACUUGUGGGUUUCUCAUCUUCUUCACCUUCUGAGGGUUUUUUUCUCUCAUCCUAGGUAUUUUGAGAGCAUAAAAUUUUUAUAAAUUAGUAAUUCAGUUAAAGCUAUCCUAAAUAAUCUGAAGUAUUAUAUAAUAGUUAUUACAUUUAUUAUAUAUUAGAUGCUGGCACUGAAUAGUUGUUUUUGGAAAUGCUUUGUUUCUCAGGUUUCAAAAAAUACCAUUUUGAAUUUCCUUUAGGUUAUAUUUGUUCUCAAAAGGGAAACUGCUUCCUUCAGCUCAUCUUUCAGUGAGAAAAAUUUUGGUAUAAGUCAAUUGAUUUUUACGUUCAAAAACAAUGAUUGCUGCUUAAGCUGCAUUAAUGAUACACAGGCAAGAAAAAUACAAUUUUAAAGGAGUUGUAUUUGGAUUUCUAGAAUUUUUAAUACUAUGUUAACCAUAGUGUGUAUCUUGUAAUAGAGUAAUGGGAAAAUGUCUUUCAUAGUUGGUUUUGGUUCUUUUUUUUAAUGUUGACUCUAUCUCCUAACCAUAUUAUUGCUAAGAUUAUUUUAAUGAGUCUCCAACUCUGUUGAAUAGCGACUGAGCUUUGUUGUAGUUAGAUCUCCCUAACAAUCUGUCUAGUGUGUGAUUAUUUAACAAUGGGCACUUUUUAAAGAAGGCACCUGACUGUGCAGUAAUAACCAAAAUAAGCUCCGUACUGUUUUCCAUUAGAUGAUUGACUUCUCCUUAAAAUGUUUUGAACAAAACAGCGGCUAAGAUUUUUACUCUAGUGAGAAAAUGCAGAAAUCCUUUCUGCAUCAUAGGCUAAAUCCGCAAAGAAAUUUGUAACAACAAACAAGUCGAGAACAAAAACUUGUUUGUCUCUUAGGAAAUGGCAUUGCCCUGAGCUGAAAUCCUGGGCUUGCUAGAGAAUAUAUGGAAAGAGUUAGCAUCGAAACAGUGCUUAUACACUGAGUAAGGGACGUUGAAGUGCACCUUGCAGUUUUAGGUCCCUUGUCCUCAACUCUUAGGGAGUUUUUAAACAAAAAAAAAAAAA